Brachypodium distachyon (stiff brome) is the source of this 1578-nucleotide messenger RNA. RefSeq names its product protease Do-like 8, chloroplastic. The record is from RefSeq and is a predicted model, not a curated record. Gene Ontology annotation, molecular function: protein binding; serine-type endopeptidase activity. Gene Ontology annotation, biological process: proteolysis. NCBI's taxonomy places the organism in Eukaryota, Viridiplantae, Streptophyta, Magnoliopsida, Poales, Poaceae. The coding region runs from base 70 to 1425 and encodes 451 amino acids. The transcript has 13 exons.
GCAAAUUCCCCUCGUAUCAUCUCGGUCGGACCUCGUACGCCACACACACUCGGGGGCUCGAACCGCUGAAUGCCUGCUUCUCGGAUGCACUGCCUCGCCUGCAGCAUGCCCGCCACGGCGGCCGCUGCACGUGCUCCGGCCAGGCGCUUCGGCCGCCGGAGGGUAGUUAUCGACUGCGCUGCCUCCGUAGACCGCGACGGCGAAGGACCGCCUCCGAGAUUAAGGGAAACGUGUGAACUUGGUGAAAUCUCAGGCAAAACUGUAUUAUUGACCGUGUCAAAGAGGAAGAUUAUUGCAUUUUCAGCCUUAUGCUUUUGCUUACAUUCUUCAAGGUACUUCUCAGCACUUGCGUUGGGUGAUCCAUCUGUCAAAAUUGAGGAUGUAACUCCUAAGAUCUUUCCAUCUGGCCCAUUAUUUCCAACUGAGAAACGAAUUGCAGAGCUUUUUGAAACAAAUACUUACUCAGUUGUCAACAUUUUUGAUGCGACGCUGCGCCCCCAGCUCAAUGUAACUGGCGUUGUUGAGAUCCCUGAAGGAAAUGGUUCUGGAGUAGUUUGGGAUGAGUCUGGACAUAUUGUUACAAAUUAUCAUGUGGUUGGCAAUGCUCUUUCUAAAAAUCCAAAUCUUGGUGAAGUUGUUGCACGUGUCAACAUCCUUGCUGCCGAAGGGAUACAGAAAAAUUUCGAAGGAAAAUUGGUUGGUGCAGACCGGUCUAAAGAUCUUGCUGUUCUUCAGGUGGACGCCCCUUCAGAUCUCUUGAAGCCAAUUAUUGUUGGACAGUCCUCGGCUCUAAAAGUUGGUCAGCAAUGCUUAGCGAUUGGAAACCCUUUUGGUUUUGACCAUACGCUGACUGUUGGUGUUAUCAGUGGUUUAAAUCGAGAUAUUUUUAGUCAAGCCGGAGUGACUAUUGGAGGUGGAAUUCAAACAGAUGCAGCCAUUAACCCCGGGAACAGUGGUGGUCCUUUGCUAGAUUCGAAAGGGCAUAUGAUUGGUAUUAAUACAGCAAUUUUUACACAGACAGGAACGUCCGCCGGUGUUGGUUUUGCUAUCCAAUCAUCAACUAUACUUAAAAUAAUUCCUCAGUUAAUUCAGUCUGGAAAGGUUCGUCGUGCUGGAUUGAAUGUGGAAUUCGCACCAGAUCCGAUUGCAUACCAACUUAAUGUUCGCGACGGUGCUCUUGUACUGAAGGUUCCAGCGGGCAGUGCGGUGGCCAAAGCUGGUCUAGUUCCUACCAGCAGGGGUUUUGCUGGUAAAAUUGUUCUUGGUGAUGUCAUCGUCGCGGUGGAUAGCAAACCUAUCAAAGGCAAGUCUGACCUCCUGAGGGUUCUAGAUGAUUACCGUGUUGGAGACACGGUGACCUUGACAAUCAGAAGAGCUUCCAAAACUAUUCCGCUAACCUUGUCGUUGGAAGAGGCAAGCAUUUGAUUUGAUGUGUCAUUUGAUUUGAUUUGUCCCUAAAGAUCCCAUUCCAAAUCUACAAUCUGCUCGAACCUCCUCCUGGAUUUUUUUUAUCAAUUGGAAUUUCUCCAAACCAUUUGCGUUGGUAAGAAGAUCGUGCCAUGUGGUAUGUUGCGAGCA